Molecule: messenger RNA, 3177 nt
Organism: Terrapene triunguis (Three-toed box turtle)
Lineage: Eukaryota; Metazoa; Chordata; Testudines; Emydidae
Product: 2-5A-dependent ribonuclease
Exons: 7
Coding region: 235-2421 (728 amino acids)
Biological process (GO): protein phosphorylation; mRNA processing
Molecular function (GO): RNA nuclease activity; RNA binding; protein kinase activity
Source: RefSeq, a predicted model, not a curated record
GCAAGCCUGAACCAAGAACUUUGCCAUUACUGUGGAAUAUGUGAAGCAUGGAGCCCUUGGAGCUGGAUAGUGCUGGUGCAUUUCAUGAGCAAAACUCCAUUCAUGUGCCGACAACAAAGGACUGACCAAUCCGUGCCUUCCAUCUUAAAAGAGAGCCCAGGAAGUACAUUCUAUUGAAGAAUCUCCAUUUGAAAGGGACACAGAACAAGAGCACAGCCACUUAUCUUAACAGUCAUGGAGGCCACUGGUAACAGCCAGGAGGAGGUAUCGACCUGCAGAAAUGAAACAGCAGCAGACAAACCCUCUCUGCUAAACGAUGCUGUCCGAAACCAUUCAAUAGAUACAGUCCGGCAGCUGUUGAAGGAAGGAGCAGAUGUUAAUUCCAAGGUAGAAGGUGGUUGGACACCUCUGCACAGCGCUGUACAGGAUGAUCAGGAAGAGAUCGUUGAUCUUCUGCUGGAGAAGGGUGCUGAUCCGUGUGCUAGGAAGAAAAACGGUGCCACUCCCUUUCUUGUAGCAGGGAUAGUGGGAAAUGUGAGACUUUUAGAGCUCUUCCUUUCUAAGGGAUCAGAAAUCAAUGAGUAUGAUGACAAUGGUUUCACAGCUUUUAUGGAGGCUGCUUGGUAUGGGAAUGAGGAGGCCUUAAGAUUCUUGUACGAUAAUGGGGCAGAUGUGAAUUUGCGGAGGGUGGUUAACGAGGAGAAAAGGACACUGAAUAAAGGGGGGGCAACAGCCCUGAUGGAUGCUGCCAGGGAGGGCCACCUCUCAGUCGUAAACAUUCUUGUCAGUGAGAUGAAGGCUGACAUUAACAUCUGUGACAACCAGGACAGGAAUGCUUUAAUCCAUGCCUUCCUUCCAAGUGAUAACAAGACAAAGGAGUCAAUUCUCGCGAUAGUUCAUUUCCUGCUGGAUUGUGGUGUUGAUGUGAACAGAAGAGAUGAACAUGGGAAAACUACCAUCAUCCUGGCAGUCGAGAUGCGAAGUCUGGAUUUGGUGAAAGCUUUAUUGGAGAAGAAUGAAGUUGACAUCAAUGAUGCUGACAGAGAGGGCAAAACAGCACUGAUGAUAGCUGUAGAGAAAAACUAUUAUGAAAUAGCAAAGCUACUGUGUGAAAGGGGGGCAAGGACUGACCUUGGGGACCUUAUUGGGAUUGUCAAUAGGAAAUACAAUAAGAAAAUGGCAGAUCUUCUUCGCCAGUACGGCGCCAAGGCUGUUCCAAGUCAACCUCAAGAUUGGGAACCCACCAGCAAACGCUGGGGAGAGCAGCUGAAGGUUCUCUACAACAUGUAUCGUCCUAUGAUUGGAAAACUUAAAAUCCUCCAACAUAAUGAUUUCAGGAUUCAGAGAACCUCCCAAGGGGGCAUCUACCUGGGACUCUAUGAUGGGAAAGAGGUGGCUGUGAAAAUAUUCCGCAUUGGCACAGAAAUUGCUAAACAAGAGAAAAUGUGCCUUGAACAAUGUCUGACCAGCAACCAUUUAGUAAAGCUUUUUGGGGCUGAGGAAAAGAAACCCUGCCUGUACUUGUGCCUCUCGCUCUGUGAGAAGAACCUUGAAGAACACCUGAGUGCAUCAGAGAAUGAAGUGAAUUGCAAGUGUGUUCUUAAGACACUCUUUGAGGCAGUUCAAGAACUACACAUGUUUGGAUUUGGCCAUCAGGAUCUACACCCACGAAAUAUUUUGAUAGAUGCUGCUGGUAAAGUUCGCUUAGCGGAUUUUGAUAAGAGCAAAAGAUUGAGUGAAGGACAGAAGGAUGAUGUUAUAAUCAAAGACCUGAAGGCGCUCAGAAAGCUGGUCCUGUAUGUUGUAACAGUGGGUAAGGUCCCCUUUGAGGAAAAUCAUAGAGACGAUUUGGAUGCAAGUUGUCCAGAGGAUGUGCAGGACUAUGUGGAGAUUGCAGACCUUAGGAAAAGUCUGGUCUCCCCUGAUGAAGGAAGCCCAGUUGAGAACCUGCUGAGAGACUUGAUCCAACAUCCCUUUUUCUGGAGCAAGCAGACCAGGUACAGGUUCCUGAGAGACGUUGGAAAUGAGAGCGAUAUCAAAACACGCAACACCAAUCCCAACAAUGAGAGUGAGAUUCUGAAAGCUUUGAAUUGUGAUGAGCACCCUUUGCAGCAGUGGACUGAGCAGAUUGACAAAUUGGUUCUGGACAGCAUGUUCAACCCCUUCAACAACAACAGGAAGAACCAGAACAAGAACAAGAAGAAACAGUAUGAAAACUAUGUCACGGACCUACUGAAGUUCAUCAGGAACAUGGGCGAGCACUUUGAUGAGAAGAAAGAAAAGGUCAAGGAAAUAAUCAAGGAGCCCUCGGAGUAUUUCCUGAACCUAUUUCCAGAAUUGACAGUUUAUGUCUACAAGUGUUUACGCAGCAUACAGCAUCAUAGACAUUUUCCAAGCCCUCAGAGUCUUUCUCAGCUGUAGCAUGUUGUAUCACUUCAGGUUAUAUGGCUGAAUCCCAUUGACUAACUUCCUUUUCAGCACCAUUUCGUUCAGCUGCCAAAAAGUGUCAUACAAAGUGGGGAAGGGGCUGGGUGGGCAGAGGGUAUUGGAAUUUCAGUCAGUGAUUCUGAUCUCUGGAUUCAGCAUUGAAGCACUCAGCUGUAAAGAUGCUAUGUUUGAGUGGGUUCAUGGAGGACAAUUACAUUGAGGAAAGGAAGAACUAAGUGCUAGAAGGGCAAGUGCCAGGUCUGGGGCUGCAGGAUAGGUGCCGCUCCUCCAGCAGGUCCAGGCUGGGGGAGGGGCACCCCAGCUGCACCUGGGUGCAGGCCGCACCAGACCAGGCCAUGCCUGGGUCCAGGCCAGGCCUGGGGCCGGGUCUGGGCCGCACCGGCCGCACCUGGGGCUGAGCGCCAUGGCAGGUCUGGGACGCAGCAGAGUUUGGGCCGGCAGAGGGGCGCCCCUCACCCAGCUGCGGCGGGUUCCCUAAGCACCCGUGCAUCACUAAAUAGGCUGCUGCGCGGCCGUGCAGCUUACAGGGAACUUAGGUCAGGACCCCUUCCUCUGUUCAAUGGCUGCUUCCUUUCUCCCUUCUGGUGCAGUUAAUUGAUGGACAGAGAAAGAGGGAGCAGGAGGGGGUCCGUUGGAGCAUUUAGUCCUUCCUUCUAUCGUUGAGUCCCCCUCUUGGAAAACAUUUCCAGCUGAUAUUCAGGAGACACAGUGUCUAUAUGUCAGGAUAUU